AUGGAGACGCUAUCAUUGGGAAUGCACUGGUCACACACCAGCUAUGCAGAUGAUUGCUUUCUGGGCACCAUUGAUGAAUCUCUGUUAAGUCCUAAACCUGCACUACAUCAACCACUGUAUGCGCUGCAGGGACAAGAGGAUAGUGAUCAGCUUCUGGGUGUCCGCAACUCAAGCGCUUCCCACAGAAUAGCAGAUGGGCCGAUUGCACAAACUCACAAAAAAAUGUCACAGCAUCGGCUGCUGCUCUUCCUCCGCUUUCUGGAUAGCUUUGUAAGCGACUUUGUUAGCCAGGCAAAUAAGAUCGCAGACUAUCACAACAACUUGAUCUUUCGCAGAAUUCGAAAGGACCUCUUUCUAUCCCUUAGAGAACACUUUAACUAUCGAAUGGCCCCCAACCCAUAUUCUAGUGACAUUGUGUUCACCGCCUUUUUCCUUUUUAACGUGCUCGUGCAGUCAGUUCAAAAGCAAAAUUGGAACCCCAUUACGCUUCCAGACCACCUUACCGAGAUUUUUAGCCAGCGAGACUCAAUGAAAAGACUCAUUGUGCUGUGUGUGAAACAGUAUCAUGAGGUCGGCCGAACACCCAAAAGUAAGCAGCUGGGUGUGCCCCCGAAUCGCUAUUACCGUUGUCUGCAACCCUUCUUUAAGAAUGAUACCUUUAUCGUUUCACUUGUUCAUACAAUUCAAGAUCGCAUAACCAUGGCCAUUCAGACUGUUACACGAUACAUUGAGCAACGUAAGGCACAGUUCAGCGAGCAGAAACGUGCUACUAGUCGGCGUGUAGUCAGGAAGGUUUCCAAAGAAAAUACUAGAACAUCUAGAGACAUGUCCAACACAGCAAAGGCUGGAGAGACUGAUGCGCCCCCUAGUGUGUCCAAAAAUGUGCGUAGUACUGAUGUUCAUUCCACAAGUGUUGGCGAGUUUACUCCCUCGGGAACCCAGGAGCUUUCAGAAACCUCCACAAGAAUCGAAGAAGGUUCGUAUCCGUUCAACGCAUCUCAGGACCAAGUGGAUCAGUGGCUAACUGACUAUCUUCAGCACACAAAUAGCGGGUUCUACGUUGGAGAAGACUUCAAUCUGGAUGACCCCUGCUUCCUGCCUAUCAAUUAA
Messenger RNA from Giardia duodenalis, 1110 nucleotides. RefSeq lists its product as uncharacterized. The coding region runs from base 1 to 1110 and encodes 369 amino acids. The record is from RefSeq and is a predicted model, not a curated record. The transcript has a single exon. Lineage: Eukaryota; Fornicata; Diplomonadida; Hexamitidae.